AUGCCAGGAUUGUUUGAUCUUGAAGACCACUUGGUAUUUUACAGGUCCUACCAUUUCAACCAUACAAAUGUAGCCAUUCACCUUGUGUGCAUCCCUAUAAUCCUUUUAUCUGCAAUUACAUUUGGUAUUCCAACAACGUUUCCUUCGAUCUCAUCCAAUUCUCAGUUUAAUCUCGGAAAUAUUGUUGCUUGGAUAUAUGGGCUUUAUUACAUUGCGUUAGAUUGGAAAGUGGGUUUACCCUCGGCAGCUUUACUCACCACGUACGCACACUUUAUACGCAAUUACUAUUCCUCAUUAUCUAAAAUUGGUUCUUCCGCUACUUCAGAUUUCAUAAAAUUAGCAGUUGGAGUGCAUAUAAUGGCAUGGAUUGCGCAGUUUUACGGCCAUGGAGUUCACGAAAAGAGAGCACCAGCAUUAUUGGAUAACUUGUUACAGGCAUUGGUGUUGGCGCCAUUCUUUGUGGCAUUUGAAAUUGCGUUUGCACUUGGAUACAAACCAGAGUUGAAAAAGAGCAUGGAUAAUCGUGCCGGAAAAAAUGUUCGUGAUUUAAGGGCCAAAGAGAAAAAGGAAAAAGAAGAGAAGAUCGAAGCAGCAAAGAAAAGGGCAUAA
Messenger RNA from Lodderomyces elongisporus, 609 nucleotides. RefSeq lists its product as uncharacterized. The transcript has a single exon. Gene Ontology annotation, cellular component: endoplasmic reticulum. Gene Ontology annotation, biological process: sphingoid catabolic process. The record is from RefSeq and is a predicted model, not a curated record. NCBI's taxonomy places the organism in Eukaryota, Fungi, Ascomycota, Pichiomycetes, Serinales, Debaryomycetaceae. Bases 1 to 609 code for a protein of 202 amino acids.